Molecule: messenger RNA, 2826 nt
Organism: Cylindrotheca closterium
Lineage: Eukaryota; Bacillariophyta; Bacillariophyceae; Bacillariales; Bacillariaceae
Source: the annotation of a GenBank genome assembly
AUGCCUCAUAGCAGCGGUGAGAAGAGAGGUAGCUCAUCUUCAUCCAAUAACCAUGAGAAAGAGAAUCAAAAGAGAGGCAGCAUUGGCCCGCAAACAGGCGGAGGCAGAAAGAGAAAUGCAGUCCACACCAGAGAGACCACUGGCAACCAAUACUACGGUAGCCCCCCUUCUGUACCUACAGAAGAGUACAACCCAGCAGGAGUUGACUCCCAACUUCGGAAGAGUGCAGGGAUACGUAAAGCACUGCAAGACGAACAAGAGGCUGACACUGGAGCUGAUGCCAUGGAGCAAGAAGCUGAUGCAGGGGAAACUACUGUACCAUGUCCAGAGCCUCCAGCACCUCAAGCACCCAAUAGGGCAACCGCUGACCCUCAGUACUUGCCCAAGGAAGAGCAGCUAGAGAUACUGAGAAGGAGUGCCACUAAGGAGAUGAUCCAAAUGAAUUUGAACAAGUUUGUUGGCAAACACAUUUUUCCUAGUGCAAAGUUCCCACUAUCUGAAUUGCACAACAAGGCUGUAUGCAAGUUGGCCGUAGGGUCAGAGGUGGUGAGGUUAGACCAAGGGGUGGACCCAGAAGUAUUUGCGGAAGAGUACCACAAGAGUGUGAAAGAACGGAUGGCGGCAUUGCGACUGAAUUGUCACAAUGCUGCAAGAUCAAAGUUUCUAAAUGACCUGAAGCUUGACAAAGUCCCAUCCGAUAGCCUGGUGGUCGAUCUCCUGGAAAAGAACACUGAUGCAGCUGUUGGAUACAGGAGUUGUGGCCAAGGAUAUCAAGACUACCUGACAAAGGAUGGCACAAAAGUUUUGCAAGCAAGGAUGAGACGAUCAGCAACAUCUUCACCCAAUAGGGCAACCGCUGACCCUCAGUACUUGCCCAAGGAAGAGCAGCUAGAGAUACUGAGAAGGAGUGCCACUAAGGAGAUGAUCCAAAUGAAUUUGAACAAGUUUGUUGGCAAACGCAUUUUUCCUAGUGCAAAGUUCCCACUAUCUGAAUUGCACAACAAGGCUGUAUGCAAGUUGGCCGUAGGGUCAGAGGUGGUGAGGUUAGACCAAGGGGUGGACCCAGAAGUAUUUGCGGAAGAGUACCACAAGAGUGUGAAAGAACGGAUGGCGGCAUUGCGACUGAAUUGUCACAAUGCUGCAAGAUCAAAGUUUCUAAAUGACCUGAAGCUUGACAAAGUCCCAUCCGAUAGCCUGGUGGUCGAUCUCCUGGAAAAGAACACUGAUGCAGCUGUUGGAUACAGGAGUUGUGGCCAAGGAUAUCAAGACUACCUGACAAAGGAUGGCACAAAAGUUUUGCAAGCAAGGAUGAGACGAUCAGCAACAUCUUCACCCAAUAGGGCAACCGCUGACCCUCAGUACUUGCCCAAGGAAGAGCAGCUAGAGAUACUGAGAAGGAGUGCCACUAAGGAGAUGAUCCAAAUGAAUUUGAACAAGUUUGUUGGCAAACGCAUUUUUCCUAGUGCAAAGUUCCCACUAUCUGAAUUGCACAACAAGGCUGUAUGCAAGUUGGCCGUAGGGUCAGAGGUGGUGAGGUUAGACCAAGGGGUGGACCCAGAAGUAUUUGCGGAAGAGUACCACAAGAGUGUGAAAGAACGGAUGGCGGCAUUGCGACUGAAUUGUCACAAUGCUGCAAGAUCAAAGUUUCUAAAUGACCUGAAGCUUGACAAAGUCCCAUCCGAUAGCCUGGUGGUCGAUCUCCUGGAAAAGAACACUGAUGCAGCUGUUGGAUACAGGAGUUGUGGCCAAGGAUAUCAAGACUACCUGACAAAGGAUGGCACAAAAGUUUUGCAAGCAAGGAUGAGACGAUCAGCAACAUCUUCACCCAAUAGGGCAACCGCUGACCCUCAGUACUUGCCCAAGGAAGAGCAGCUAGAGAUACUGAGAAGGAGUGCCACUAAGGAGAUGAUCCAAAUGAAUUUGAACAAGUUUGUUGGCAAACGCAUUUUUCCUAGUGCAAAGUUCCCACUAUCUGAAUUGCACAACAAGGCUGUAUGCAAGUUGGCCGUAGGGUCAGAGGUGGUGAGGUUAGACCAAGGGGUGGACCCAGAAGUAUUUGCGGAAGAGUACCACAAGAGUGUGAAAGAACGGAUGGCAGCAUUGCGACUGAAUUGUCACAAUGCUGCAAGAUCAAAGUUUCUAAAUGACCUGAAGAUUGGCAAAGUCCCAUCUGAUAGCUUGGUGGUUGAUCAUCUGGAAAAGAACACUGAUGCAGCUGUUGGAUACAGGAGUUGUGGCCAAGGAUAUCAAGACUACCUGACAAAGGAUGGCACAAAAGUUUUGCAAGCAAGGACGGGGCAGUGCCAAUCCUUUCAUUACCUAGUGAAACGGAUCAUGCCAUCAAUCAAUUGCACAAACACCAAAUUUGAUGUGCGGAAGCGGGAGGAGACAAUCAGCAACAUCUUCACCGUGAGUGACGAGGCAUUUGCCCUGGUGCUACUUGAGAACUAUGAGAGUUGUUGGAGGAAACAGCAUGAGGAUCCCAAAUCAACAAGACUCCGAGGUAAGGAACCUGCUGCUAUAAGCAAGGAGUUCAAUGCCAAAUUCACAUCAAGUGACGAUGGCUUGAAGCUGAAGUCAUCUGGUUGGAGUCGACAGGGAAUUGAAAGCUACAACGAGAAGUUGAGUUCAAUUGGUAAGUUAAGAAGGCAAUCCCGCACAGGGGCAGCCCUAGAAGAGUACGAACUGUGGAAGCUGCGCGGUGGAGCAGACAUUUAUGUAAAGGGCACAGUGCCUCCUACUGCAAACGAGAGACAGAUACCUAUUGCUGAAGGAUCGCUGGCUGUCCUUCCUGAAGCAUUGGAAAGUAUGUUUGCAGAGGUCUAG